UACUAAUUAUUUUUCUGGACCCGUCCAGUAAUGACACAGACAGAUUUUUAACACAUUGACUUGUGAAAUCCUUAGAUAGGACUUUCCUAAACAGAAACAAAAAAUUGCUGUCAGCCAGGAUGGCCUUGCUAAUGGCCAUCCUAGUGUUGACGUUGCCAUGGCAACUUGCCUGUGCCAAUCAGUGCACUAGAUAUUUCGAGAUGCCAGGAUUUGCUCUGUUUGGUCACGUGAUCGAAAGACUAAGCAUGCGCAAUGCGGAAGAAUGUCACAGGGCAUGCGCAUCCGCCAAUGGUUGUGUCAGCAUCAACCACUAUGGCGCAACAUGUGAGCUUAACAGCAAGUCUCAGUUUACGGCACCCCAAUCCUUCGGUACUCGUCCUGGUUCCCAUUUUAAAGUCGUCAAACGCGAGCAAAGCUGCUCUAAUCAGCUCUGUUCCACCGGCAAGGAAUGCGUGAUGGACGGGUCUGGCCGGACCUACUCGUGCAAAAACAUCGUGACGGUGUUUGUGAAGUCCGAGGGGCCCGAGGCCCCAGGUCGUACCGGACAGAACGGGACUGCUUUUAUUCAAGCGCACCAACAAGAGCUGAGUCCAAAGAAACCUGGUUUUAAUAUUGUGGCGAUUCACCUUGGAAACGGGUCCAUUCAUUCGGCGAGGAAUUUUGAUAUUUUGUAUGGCGUGGGCGAAGACGUGGCCAUGGAAAGUUACAUGACAUCUCUUCCGGAUAACGUGAUAGUGCUCGUUGCUGUACAGGAAAGCGCAGUGCAGGAGAACAAAUCACCAAGCAACGCUACAAUCAACGCCCUCAAGAAUGUGGUGUCCUUUGCAAACUCUGAUAUGCCCGGCUACCGGCAGCCCUGGGUCCUAAUCGGUAGUAAAAAUGGUGACAUUGGUCCUACUAGUUUAUACAUAUCUACAGGAAUUGCUGGCACUGGGUCAGUAUCUAAGAGCUUAGUCAUCUCUCACAACUAGCCAGGGCCCCCUACAACCCACACUACGCCCCCUGGACUACUAGGGUCAUUACAGAAGAGAUCCACUUUCCCUACACCAACCCCUGAAUUUCUAUUCCCUGGUGGCCACACUUCCCUCCCCCAGAAUUUCUAUCCCCUGGUGGCCACACUUUCCUCUCCCUGAAUUUCUAUUCCCUGGUGGCCACACUCUCCUUUCCCUGAAUUUCUUCCAAACGCUGGCCACACUUUCCUCUUCCUGAAUUUCUAUUCCCUGGUGGCCACACUCUCCUUUCCCUGAAUUUCUAUCCCCUGGUGGCCACACUACCCUUCCCCUGAAUUUUUUCCAAACGCUGGCCACACUUUCCUCUCCCUGAAUUUCUAUUCCCUGGUGGCCACACUUCCCUCCCCUAGCAAGGCGAAAUACAGGGUGGAAAAGCAGUCCCCUCCCCAAGCCUCUUGUGGCCAAAAUACAGUUUGAAAACACAUGGUGUGGACCUUUUCGGGAACACACAUUCCACGUUAUCUCAUUCAGAAUAAUAAUUACCGUAUUUGCUCGAAAAAGCGUGCUUUGAUUUUACAUGCCAAGGAGAGCCUUAGGGUAACUGUACAGGACUUACUGUACCAUAACAUAAACUUAGAAGAUUGUGUAGGGGCCUCACCAUUUUACAAAUGGCGAGGCAUCAUCCAAGUAUGAAAAUAAACUAGUAUUAUGCAA
Molecule: messenger RNA, 1664 nt
Organism: Nematostella vectensis (starlet sea anemone)
Lineage: Eukaryota; Metazoa; Cnidaria; Anthozoa; Actiniaria; Edwardsiidae
Exons: 6
Coding region: 120-971 (283 amino acids)
Source: RefSeq, a predicted model, not a curated record